AUGGGGAACGCCUUUCUGGGGAUGUGGAGGCUCUCCGCACGGCAGCUCGGGCCCGAGCCGCAGGGCUCCCGUGCCGCAGAGCCCGGCGCGCACGAGACUCCCAAGCGGUGCCUGAGCAGGAGGCCGCGCGGCGCCGCCUUCAGCUCGCCCGCCGCCGACGGCGACGCGCAGCAGGAGAUCUUCUGGGACCCGCACUCGCCCGUCGCCCGCGGGGCAGGCAGUGGAAAAAAGCAGCAGGUUGCCAGUAGGCGCACAGUGGAGAUUUCAGAGAUUGUUAAUCGGAUUGCUCCUCAGGAUGAAAAAGCAGCCUAUAGUGGAGGAUCCCUUUUAGGGACAUGGAUUGGUGAGGAUGCCAUUCCCUGUACACCUGGGGUAGUAAAACUGCGAGCUAGGACAAAGUUAAGUUGCACAAGAGAUCUUAAAAUAAAAAAUCCUGAAGAUGAACUAAUGAAACUGGCUAAGGAAUUUGAUAAAAAUCUGGUAGAGUUCGAUGCUGUUCAGGAACAAGAGAAGCUUUGUCAGGACUUGAUCCAGGGUGCCUCUGAGACCUUACCUAAUGGUAAGGACGGCGUGCAGAAGAACCUGAAUUCAGCCCUGGAUGAGGUUUCUGAAGCAGAUGUUGUUCUGUCCCUGAAAGCAGUGGGAGAGAGCACUGGCAUUGCUGCUGCAGGGCCCUGCCUGUCUAGCAGUCAGAAGUCUGUAGACCUAGAAGCUGAAAUAGCCCUUCGUGCCCUUUUUGAUUGUUCCACCCAGAAAUGUAGUGGACAGCUGAGCCAAGGACUGUCGGGGAUUUCUUUAAAUAAUGAUUUCCAGGAAAAUAAAAGCACUUUGGAGGAAGACUACRUUCCUGAGCCAACUAAAAACAAGCAAAAUGUUACUUCUGAGAUAUGUCAAAAAGAUGCUCCAUGUUUGCCAAGAAGCGUGAACCAGAUUCUUCCAAAACCUGAUACAUUUCUGUUGACAAAACAAAAUCCUUUGAAGACCAAAGUGGUGGUCUGCAGUAAGGCUGCUGAUGUCAUUUAUGACGACUUUGACGACUGGGAUGCAGACUUUUUGGCAGAUGACUCUUUUGUGAUGCAAAUAACUCAAAAUCCUGAACUGAUAAACACUGAAGAGGCUUCACCAGUUCCUACAAAUCCACCUGUGCUUGGUCUCUGUGAUGCUAGCAGAACGAAGGAACAAAGUAAUUGCAAUUUAGUGACUUGUUUGGGGAGUUCACACAAAUCUAGUAUUUUGCAGUGUUCACCUUUGAGACAGUCUAGUAAAAACACACAAAAUGUUGCAAAAUCUCUUUCUUUACGAAAGUCAUGUAACAGUACAGAAACRUCAAAGACGGAGUCUGCUUCCUUUCAUGGCAAAGGUGACGUUAAGCCAGAUAAAAUAAAUGCUGCUUGGAAAAGUGCCCAAAACAAUGAGUUUAACUAUAUUCCUGUUUCCAGGGAAUCUCAAGUGAAGAAUGCAAGUGAAACUAUUCCACCUAAAAGUAACCACCUUCCUUCUUUUCUUUCAAGAUCUAGGCCACAGACUGAAAAAUCCAGCGAUACUGCACACACAGUUUGCUGUCAAUCAUCCAAUAUUGCUGCUAAUGGAAAGCCUACUGAUCUGACUAAAGUGGUCWGCCAAGCUAAUGCGGGUCACCUGAACCCAGCUGAGAUACCAAAGAAAGGUCCUCUGUCAUUUGACUGGAAUGAACCCAAGUUUUCUGAUGAGGUUUUAGAUAUGUUUUGUGAAUCGGAUAGUCUUUGGGACGCAAACUGUGAGGACGAUGAAUUGUUGUACCAGGUAUGUGACGAUAUAGAAAAGCAGACGUGGAGCCACGAUGCUAAACACGGAAAUGAAAGAGCUAGAACAACAGAAGGAGCCGGUAUCAGCUCCAGGUCAAAUGCUGAUAAUGGCUUCACAGCAUCUAAACAAGGACUGUGCGAUCGCCUCUCCGCUCAGAAAACAAAUGUGAAGCGGGAGCCGCYGUCAGUGAGCGCUGCCGGCAGGAGCAGCGCCCGAGGGGCACCCGGGCCGACGGCAGCGGCGCCCGCGGGGAGCGGCAAGAGCGUCCCGGGUCCAAUAACUGUGAUCCCGAGUGCUCCUGCCGAGUGUAAAUACACACUGCCUAGAAGCUGUCAUCAGGCGGCUUCUGAGGAUACUGCAAAGGCUAUUUCAGGAAAAUGGUACAGAUCCAAUUCUGUGCCAGCUGCGAAGACGGCCUCUGAAGGCAGUCCUGCUGAUGGAGUAAAUGCUUUCAGUAGCAAACCGGCAGACAGCCUGUUGUGCAGCGUGGGGAGGACGCUACAUAACAGCUCGAGUAACCAAACGUCACUUGUGCCUUCCAAGUUUAAGUUCCGAAAGACUAACAGUGCUCAAGUCGCCCUGCGGGUAGGGUCUGAAAAUCCAGCGUGCCGCUCUGGCACCACGGUCACUAUGCAAGGUCUGGAAGAAAGCAAGAAUCAGCUGAACACGACUUGGCACAGCAAGCCCGARAACACAAAGCUGCCUUUCAAGAGACACCUCUCAGAACCGUUUGCACUGCCUACAUCAGGGUCUGCAGUAGAACAGAAAAACAGAAAAUGUUCCCAGGAAGAAAUUGAAAGGAAGAAACAGGAAGCUCUUGCGCGAAGGAAAUCCAGAAUGCAGGCGUCCUUAAAGGACACGUGAGCUGCUCUGUUCUGCCUGCCGAAGAAGUUUUGUUCCACGCUCUCUAUGGGCAAUGAAGUUUGAGAGUGCAAUCAGUUACCGUAUCAUUGUGUUGAAUCUGUACAGUUAAAACAUCCUAAGAGUAUGAAAAUAUUUGUACGCACACAGAAGACUUGAAAUCAGACUUUUGAUUGUGUUUCUCUUUCUGGGAAUAAUCCAGACAAAGACUCUGGCCACUCAUAAAUAGCUUAAAUGUAAAAGUGAGACUGAGAAAUGCAAAGUUUUGUUCUCAGGUAGUUUUGGUUUUAAGAAAGGUACAAUCAAGAAAACAUCCAAAAUAACAGAAAUGCACAGGGCAUGCAAAACUUGCUUAGUCUGUGGGGUUUUUGGUAAAAAUCAUACAUAGGGAAGGA
This is a messenger RNA of Nothoprocta perdicaria, 3041 nucleotides long. RefSeq names its product ETAA1, ATR kinase activator (gene ETAA1). NCBI's taxonomy places the organism in Eukaryota, Metazoa, Chordata, Aves, Tinamiformes, Tinamidae. The record is from RefSeq and is a predicted model, not a curated record. The transcript is spliced from 6 exons. Bases 1 to 2649 code for a protein of 882 amino acids.